Messenger RNA from Myxocyprinus asiaticus (Chinese sucker), 6143 nucleotides. Its product is annotated as transportin-1-like. Lineage: Eukaryota; Metazoa; Chordata; Actinopteri; Cypriniformes; Catostomidae. Gene Ontology annotation, biological process: protein import into nucleus. The record is from RefSeq and is a predicted model, not a curated record. Gene Ontology annotation, molecular function: nuclear import signal receptor activity; small GTPase binding. The transcript is spliced from 24 exons. Gene Ontology annotation, cellular component: nucleus; cytoplasm. Bases 500 to 3178 code for a protein of 892 amino acids.
AGUUCAGAGACUAGCGACAUCAAGCCAUAAAGUCGCUACUUGUGUUGUGUAUAUGGGCGGGGUUUGAGAUUAAGAGUCACAUGCUCUACUACCGACUGAGCUAUUCGGGCACGGGCGCACUGGACGCGGGACAAAUAUUAAUCGUACCCUUUUCUUGUAACUACUUUCCACCAUAGCUUUUACCCUUCUCGGCAGGCGCUAGGACCCGGGCGGUGCCGCACAGAGCUUAUCGCUGUGUCGAUGUGCGGUGAUUUGGACCAGACCGAGUCCAUGUAUGUGAGCUAGCCUAGCGUUACCAGCAGCCCAACGCUCGAGAAACACGCUCAUUUUCAGGCGAGUCCAUCCAACGGUAACUUUCGCCGAGGCUGCUUCCUCUUCUUCCGCUCGAUUGCAGUCGGUCUUUAAGUUGAAGGUCAAGGUGGAGGCCAUUAUUUGAUGCGAAAGGGUGUAGAUCUGUGUCUGUGGUGACCGAGGGAGAGAGAGACUCUUACUAUACAAGAUGGAGUGUCAAUGGAAACCCGACGAGCAGGGACUUCAGCAGAUCUUACAGCUGCUCAAGGAAUCACAGUCCCCUGACACAUCCACGCAACGAUCCGUCCAACAAAAACUUGAGCAGCUCAAUCAAUACCCAGACUUCAACAACUACUUGAUAUUUGUGCUCACAAAGCUAAAGACAGAAGAUGAGCCCACUCGCUCUCUCAGUGGGCUCAUUCUGAAGAACAACGUUAAGGCCCAUUACCAGAACUUCCCAAAUGGUGUCUCUGACUUCAUCAAAAAUGAGUGUCUGCAGAAUAUUGGAGACUCCUCACCCCUCAUUAGAGCCACAGUGGGUAUUCUGAUCACAACUAUAGCCUCUAAAGGGGAGUUACAGAACUGGCCAGAGCUUCUGCCUAAACUCUGUUUACUGUUGGACUCAGAGGACUAUAACACUUGUGAAGGGGCUUUUGGAGCUCUGCAAAAGAUCUGUGAAGACUCUGCCGAGAUCCUAGACAGCGACAUGCUGGACCGUCCGCUCAAUGUUAUGAUCCCAAAGUUCCUGCAGUUCUUCAAGCACAGCAGCCCCAAGAUCAGAUCUCAUGCCAUUGCCUGUGUGAAUCAGUUCAUCAUCAGCAGAACACAAGCCUUGAUGCUACACAUAGAUCCCUUCAUUGAGAACCUUUUUGCACUGGCUGCUGAUGAGGAGCCAGAAGUGAGGAAGAAUGUGUGCAGAGCUUUAGUCAUGCUUUUAGAAGUCCGACUAGACCGUCUCCUUCCUCACAUGCACAACAUCAUUGAGUACAUGUUGCAGAGGACGCAGGACCAGGAUGAAAAUGUAGCUCUGGAGGCCUGUGAGUUUUGGCUUACACUCGCUGAGCAACCUGUGUGUAAGGAGGUUCUUUGUGGACACUUGUCCAAGCUGACACCAGUUCUUGUCAAUGGAAUGAAAUACUCUGAGAUUGACAUAAUCCUACUGAAGGGUGAUGUUGAGGAGGACGAAGCCAUCCCGGACAACGAGCAGGACAUUCGUCCAAGGUUCCAUCGCUCACGCACAGUUGCUCAACAACACGAGGGUGGAGACUCCAUCGAGGAGGAUGAGGACGAUGAUGAUGAUGAUUUGGAUGAUGAUGAAACCAUCUCAGAUUGGAAUUUAAGGAAAUGUUCAGCAGCUGCACUGGAUAUUCUAGCGAAUGUUUUCAGAGAUGAUUUGCUAUUGCAUACUCUUCCUCUACUGAAAGAACUGCUGUUCCAUCCAGAGUGGCUUGUCAAAGAGUCUGGCAUACUUGUACUGGGAGCCAUUGCUGAAGGCUGUAUGCAGGGAAUGAUCCCCUACUUGCCUGAGUUGAUUCCUCAUCUGGUACAGUGCCUUUCUGAUAAAAAGGCGCUGGUUCGUUCCAUUACCUGCUGGACUCUGAGCCGUUACGCACACUGGGUGGUGAGCCAGCCCCCCGACACCUACCUCAAACCCCUCAUGACUGAACUGCUCAAACGCAUACUGGACAGCAACAAGCGCGUCCAAGAGGCUGCUUGCAGUGCCUUUGCUACCCUUGAGGAGGAGGCAUGCACUGAGCUGGUGCCGUAUCUUGCAUAUAUUUUGGACACAUUGGUCUUUGCUUUCAGUAAAUACCAGCACAAGAACCUGCUCAUCCUCUAUGAUGCCAUUGGCACUCUGGCUGACUCUGUGGGCCACCAUCUCAACAAACCAGAAUAUAUUCAGAUGCUGAUGCCUCCAUUGAUUCAAAAAUGGAACCAGCUAAAAGAUGAAGAUAAAGACCUCUUUCCACUAUUGGAGUGUCUCUCGUCUGUGGCCACUGCCCUGCAGAGCGGCUUCCUGCCAUACUGUGAACCUGUCUACCAGCGCUGUGUUAACCUGGUCCAGAAAACACUCGCCCAGGCCGUGCUCCACCAGACUCAGCCUGAGUUCUGUGAAGCUCCUGAUAAAGAUUUCAUGAUUGUUGCUUUGGAUCUGCUCAGUGGAUUAGCAGAGGGUCUUGGCGGGAACAUUGAACAGCUGGUUGCCCGCAGCAACAUUCUCACUCUCAUGUACCAGUGCAUGCAGGAUAAAAUGCCAGAGGUACGGCAGAGUUCAUUUGCCCUGUUGGGAGAUUUGACCAAAGCCUGUUUCCAGCAUGUCAAACCUUGCAUUGCUAAUUUCAUGCCUGUUUUAGGCACAAACCUGAACCCAGAAUUGAUAUCGGUAUGCAACAAUGCAACAUGGGCCAUUGGAGAAAUAUCCAUUCAAAUGGGUUCUGAGAUGCAGCCAUACGUCCCAAUGGUUUUACAACAGCUGGUGGAGAUCAUUAAUAGACCCAACACACCCAAGACUCUGCUGGAGAACACAGCAAUAACAAUUGGUCGUCUUGGUUACGUUUGUCCUCAAGAGGUGGCACCCAUGCUACAGCAGUUUAUAAGACCCUGGUGCACCUCUCUUCGCAAUAUAAGAGACAAUGAAGAAAAAGACUCUGCCUUCCGAGGAAUCUGCACCAUGAUCACAGUCAACCCUGGUGGUGUGGUGCAGGACUUCAUAUUUUUCUGUGAUGCUGUAGCAUCCUGGAUGAACCCAAAAGAUGAUCUUCGAGAAAUGUUCUAUAAGAUCUUGCAUGGGUUUAAGAACCAGGUUGGAGAUGAGAAUUGGAAACGCUUUUCUGACCAGUUUCCCCUUCCACUCAAAGAGAGACUUGCAGCCUUUUAUGGAGUGUAGAUGUUGCUGGGUUGAAGAGCUCAUUCACUAUGGGAGAGGAUGGAAACCUCUAAUACCCAGGGCAUUUGUUGUCCUUUACCUGGGGGGAAGGUUGGUCUAGCAGGGGUGGGAACCAUACGGCCCACUGGACCCCUCUAGACGGGGUGGGAGGGAGGUGUUAGCUGUGGUGCUAGUUGACGAAACCACGCCAAGCCAAACCAAAACAGGGAGGAAAGCUUUUUCAUCAUGUCAUAACAAUCAGCCAUGAGGGUGAAAACAAAAUACACUUAGCAUUCAUUCAUCAGGGCACUUAAUGUAACAGGACAUCCAGGGGACAAAAGACAAUGACACGAAGAUAUGUGUAAACUCUGUAAUGUUGCACUCCUAGGUCUGACAAAUGUGCCUGGAAAUAUUCUCUGAAAGCUUGAAAACAGAGUUUUCAUUUAUUUUCUGGAUUGUAAAAUAAAGAGGUUUUAGAGGGGUGGGGUGGAACUUAAAUUUAAAAUGGAAGCUAAGCAUUAGUCCUACGCAUGGGGUGAUAUAGGGUGUAGCUCGACUGCAUGAACGUGCAGACUGUGAUUUUUGUGCCAGAUAUGCACAACAGUAGACGGCAAAUAUUUAAAGACAAUAAAUGCUAAAAAAAAGUACCAUAUAUUUUAGACGCUGUCUGAAAGGUAGCACAACUUCAUAACAUAACCGUAGAAAUGUAAGCUGUAAGUCAUCAUAUCACUGAUAGCAAAACUGUUUUCAUAUUUGCAAAUUUGUGGCAGUCAGUAAAGCAAAAAAAAAAAAAAAUAAAACAUUAGAAAAAUCUGAAUGACUGCAUUUUUUAUUUAUAUUAUUAUUAUUUGUCUUCGUAAUCAAGUUAGCAUGCGUAAAGGAAGGUGGAAUUCAUUGUAGCACAGCGCAGUGAAGAGGUUCAGUCGCACUGUACAAGGCGUUUUGAUAUUCAUGCACUAUCUCCGUUUAGUGUGAGUGAAUGAUGAGUUUCACUGGGUUACUGUGUGGUUUGACAUGGAUCCAAACUAGCUAGUGAAUCCUGAACACAAAUUUUGUUAAUUUUCAUACAUAAUACAUCAUCGACUUCUUUUUGCUUAGUUUGCUCAGAGCAUGAUUUUGAAGAUGCUUGUAAUGUUGUUUUGACUGACUGGGUUAAUCUGGAUAUUUAGUUGUUUGAUUUGUGCAUGUUGGUGGCCCAAUGAGCAAUCUAUUUUUCUAGACCCUCAUACAGACUAGUUUAAGUAGUAAUGCAGUUUUCCACCCUUACACAAUAGGUGACAUUUCCAUCCACAUAUUCGUUUUUGUGGCUAGUUUUAUUUAGGGUAUUUUUUUUAUUUUUAUUAUUAUUAUUAUUAUUUUUACCUCCUGCAUGACAUUCAAAACGUUCCACAUUGUGUUGUCAAAUCCUGGACAGUCCAGUGCUUGUGGAGGCAGUAUUUGUGUCCCUCAUGUGCAUAGUAGCAAGCCUUAAAAAUGCCUGAAUGUAUCCCAGAGUGUGAAGAUUUUAGAGGCUACUGUUUAGGUAUUAAGAACUUUGUGGAUCAAGUCACUGCCACUUCUUUCUCAGACUGAGGAGACAUGUUCAUACAUACUGUAUGUGAAACCUCAGAGGUCCUUAUAGAAGUAAAAAAUUGUAUUUCAAGUAUAAGCUAAGAUCUGGAUUCAAGCCUGCUCUCAGUAUCUUGGGAAGCAGAGAUUGUCAAAUGUGAACUUUAAUUUAUAUUCUUGUCGUACAGGUGAAGAUCUGCACAUUGUAUUUGGUUUAUACAUGAUUCAAUUUUAAACUUUUACAAAGGAUGUAGGCACAAAAGUGUUUUAUUAUUUUAGAUCUGAACACCAUGGGAUACUGUCGGGUGUUUGUGAGUUUGUGUCAGUGUUGUGUUGGUGUAUUUCUGUGAGGUGUUCCCCCAAUCCAACCCCCCCCCCCCAAUUCCAACUGUUUUAUAAAGGAAUAAAUAAGAGAGGUCAGAGUAAUUUCAUGAUUUUUCUGACAUGUAUGGAAAAUGGUGAUGUUGAUGUUGGCAGAAAUAAUGAAUGUGUUAAGUGUGUUGUCUUACACUUAUUGCUGCUAUGUGUUGUUAUUUUUACUUGAAUAUUUUAUGUUGUAGCGACCUCGGGAGGUAUGUUUACUGUUGUUGUUUUUUUUACUGGUUUUAUUUCUUUUGUGUAUGCCUUUCCCCUGGUUCAGUCACAAAUGUUUAAUAAUAAUAAUAAUAGAGAAAUUCACUGUAACCCAUUCUGCUGCUGGUUAAUAUCCUUUCUAAUGGUCAUAUUCUUGUCAGACUUGUCUCCUCAUAAAGGAAUAUAAAGCAUUUUUUUUUUAUUAUCUCCCCUAAUUAAUAUAUCAAAUACAGUAAAUACACUCAAAUACAAUAAAUAGCUUACUUAAAUUGUGUAGUAAUGCGCAGAUUCAUGUGGGAUUAAAAUGAAAGGAACUGGCCCCUAUGUAUGUGAACAGUAGUUACUUAAAUUUAAAUGCAGUAUUUACUGUAAUGCCUUGAAGUUAGAAUUGAUUUUUUUUUUUGGGGGGGGGGUCAAUAUAGCCAUGACUCUUUGCACAGUAAUGAAUAUAAUGGUUUUAUUUUUAUUUUUUUCUUGUUUACUUUUUGUGAAGUACAAAAUGGAAAAUGUAAAUGUUGUUUCCCACCCCAGACUGCACCAACUGCUGUAUAGUUCUGUGUGGCAAUUUAAAAAAAAAAAAAAAUAAUGAAGUAAACCUUUGCUCAAAUGUUCCUUUUUUUCUGAUCCAAGAGCAAUUUAAUUUAUAAUGAUUUAGAAUUUUUAUUUUAUAAACUGAAUUUCAAGAAAGACAAACAUGUUGAAAGUAAUCAUUUUUAGGGGCCACCAAAUAUUUUGGAUCAUGCAAAGAAUAUAUAUUGUACUGUAGAAAUUUUGUAAUGAUAUUUGUAUGACAUUGUUAUGGACGCAAGUUUGUUUCACUGCUUGGAUCUGUACAUUGAUAAGAAUAAACCCUUUUCAAAAAUCA